CCAAACUGCGACAGCGCCAAUGGCAGCAAAACAUAACUGUUACAGGCGAGGAGGAUGACAGCAAUAAGGAUUUAAUUGUUUGAUCAUUUCCUGCCUGCAAAAGAGAGACUGCGUUCCUUUGACCUGACACAAAAGAGCCUUUAGUGCUCAAGUCCGACAUUUAGUAUGAUUCCUUGGCUGAGGUGGAGGUGAGGAAGCAUGGGGUGGAAAUCUGAGGUGUCCAGACAAACCUGAUGACAGUAUGGUCAACGGUGGAGAAGCUCAAAAUGGAAAAACGCCCAUGGAGGGAGGAGAACAUUGACUUAAGCAAGGUGCAGCACGCCACUGACGAUUCUGAGGAUGGAAGCAGCUCAGAGAGCGAAUCAGAGGAGCAGAAACAGCAGAAGGCUCAGGUGAGCGGCAGCAGGUGUAAGAAGAGAGAGCCCUUGGCUGUCACAAAACCGCAUCGACAGCUCUGCCGCUCUCCAUGCCUCGACCGUCCUAGUUUUUCCCAGAGCAGCACUUUGCAAGAUUUCCGUGAAGAUGAGAGCAGCACAGGACAAGGGGUCAAGCCCACCAGCGACAAAGAGUACCAGACUAAGAUGGACUUUGCUUUGAAGUUGGGCUAUUCUGGAGAGCAGGUGGAGACUGUACUCAACAAGUUGGGGGCUGCUGCACUCAUUAACGAUGUUCUUGCUGAGUUAGUGCGGCUUGGAAACAAAGUAGAGCCUGAAAGUCAACCCUGCAGCAGUACAGCAACAUCAAUAUCACGGUCCCCCUGUGUUAAAGAGACUGUUAGUCCCGAGGCUUCAGUGGAGGAUGACUCUGUGGAUACCUACGAUAACCUCCGGCCCAUCGUCAUUGACGGCUCAAAUGUGGCGAUGAGCCAUGGAAACAAAGAGGUUUUCUCUUGCCGUGGUAUCCAACUUGCAGUUGAAUGGUUCUUGGAGAAAGGGCACAAAGACAUCACUGUAUUUGUCCCAGCCUGGAGAAAGGAACAGUCGAGGCCUGAUGCUCUCAUCACAGAUCAGGAAAUAUUACGCAAACUGGAGAAGGAAAAGAUCCUGGUUUUCACUCCAUCUCGGAGGGUUCAAGGCAGGAGAGUGGUGUGCUAUGAUGAUCGCUUCAUAGUGAAGCUGGCUUAUGAUUCUGAUGGAAUUAUUGUGUCAAACGACAACUACAGGGACUUGCAAAACGAAAAGCCAGAGUGGAAGAAGUUCAUAGAGGAGCGUCUCCUGAUGUACUCGUUUGUCAAUGACAAGUUUAUGCCACCGGAUGAUCCUUUGGGAAGACACGGUCCAAGCUUAGAAAAUUUUCUCCGUAAGCGUCCUGUUGUUCCAGAGCACAAAAAACAACCUUGCCCCUAUGGUAAAAAGUGCACAUAUGGACACAAGUGCAAGUACUAUCAUCCUGAACGUGUCAACCAGCCACAGCGCUCAGUGGCUGAUGAACUGCGAGCCUUUGCCAAACUGUCUGCGGUGAAAACGAUGAGUGAGGGGGCUCUAGCUAAGUGCGGUACCGGUCCAGCAACUGCAAAGGGGGACAACAGCUCAGAGGCCAAACGAGUGGCGCCUAAACGUCAAUCUGACCCCAGCAUUCGCUCAGUGGCCUGUGAACCUCCUGAAGCACUGUCCGCUGUUCGGAAGUCUGAGACAAAUUCAGUGCCUUCCCUUGUGUCUGCUCUCAGUGUGCCCACCAUGCAGCCCGCCAAGAGCCACGCAGCUGGUGCCUUGAACACACGAUCAGCCAGCAGCCCAGUGCCAGGUUCUCUGCAGUUCGCACACAGUUCUCUGGAGCACAUGUCUAGUGUACAGUACCCUCCUAUUUUAGUUACAAACAGUCAUGGCGCUUCUGUUACAUACAGUGAACAGUUCCCAAAGUAUGACUCAGUAAGUGACCAUGGCUAUUAUUCACUGCACAGUGAUUUUUCAAAUAUGAGCAUGAGCAGCAUGCACAAUGUCGACAGUUUCUGUAGCAUGGAGCACGAGCAUGGUGUGUAUCAGAGAAAUCCCAGCCACUGCCCUGAAUCCUGCCUCAGCCACUCGAACAGCGACUCGUUCUCUUCUUAUGGAGACCUGUAUCCAAGCUCAGUUGACAGUAGCUUGGAGGAGAGCAUGAAGGGGCAGCAGCAGUCGACCGCACAAGCUAGGAUGCAAGCAUUCUCCCACGGGUUCCGUCAUGAAGUGCUAACCAGGGUGCAAAGUUAUGGACCAGAGGAACCCAAACAGGGCCCGCGUAAGCAGCAGUCUGGGUCUCACCUAGCACCCCAUAUCCAGCAUGUUGCUGUGGGAGCCAGGUCUAGCUGUCCUGGAGACUAUCCCCUUACUCAGAGUGUCCUCCCACCUCUGUCCUCACAGCCCACAAGGUCUCUAGGCAUGACUCGUAUGGAUAGCAUAUCAGAUUCAAGGCUAUAUGAUAGCAACCCAAUGAGACAGAGGAGACCGCCACUGUGCCGUGAGCAGCACGCCAGCUGGGACCCUCUGCCAUGUGGUAAUGAGUCUUACGAAUAUCAUUCAUAUCCAUUGAGCAACAGCCUGAUGCCAUGCUGUGAGCGGGUGAUGGUCCGCAGCAUGCCAGAAAAAAUGGAACAAAUCUGGAACUCACCAUGGGAGACGCCGUCUGCAGCUGAACACCAAGAGCGGUACGUCAUCCCAGACCACCAGUAUCAAACAUAUCGAAACCUUUGUAACAUCUUUCCUGCUUACGUAGUCCAUUCAGUUAUGGAGAAGAACCCUCAUUUGACAGAUCCACAACAACUCGCAGCUGUCAUCGUAACAAAACUGAGGUCAUGCCAUUGAGCUCUCAAUCUUAUUUAUAAUGAUGGAUAUGACAAAGGAAAUUUUAUUGAUUGCAAAGAUAGGCACUUGUUUAAUUUUGCUGCAGUUGCAACAUCUGCCCUCAGGAGUUUUUUUUAAUGUGUCGGGUAGAAAUCUGGCUAUCAGAUUUUGUAUCACUAAGGUGAGAUAGAAGUAAUCAGAAUAGAGAAGGUAUGUCUAACAAGUUUAUCUUAAAUUGUAAGAUGUUUCACAUAAGAAAGCUACAGUUUUAUAUGAAGUUUGGAGCAGUUACAAUGAGGUAAAACCUUUUUAAGAAAUCUGAUUCAUAUUACACAUUCAUAACACCUGAGCAGGAGCUCUAUUGCAACAAAUUUUUAAUGAACUGAACUUUAGUUCAAUGUUAAAAAACAACCAAAAAAACCCAAAUAGAUUAGCUUUCUAACAAUAAGCAUGUCUGUUAAACACCCCUAAGAUUAAUUUUGCAUGAGUUCUUGGUAAUACUGAUUUGAUUACAAGAAAAUCUGCUUAAAUCCCCAAAAUAUUUGUGUCAAUAACUGGCUCUUCUCAUAUGUUACACUUCUAUACUAACUAGCUACCUAGCUUAGCAACUGCUAUAAAUUUCAGCUUGUUUAUUUCUUAUGUACAGAUGAGGAUGCAAUUAUUUAGUAUUUAGUAUUUCCUAAGUGCUGUUAAACAGAGCAAGGAAUUUUUAACACAACUUUUUUAAACAUCCUUGUUUGAUUUUGGAAAGCAUGAUGACACCCAUAAAGAAGUGUGCCAAAAUGUGGACCCUUUCCAACUUUUAGUAAUGGAAACGCAAAUAAACCUUGUACCAAACUAAACUGGACUGCUCAGUGGAAACAAGUGAAAUGUUAGCUCACGCCAAGCUGACUAGUUGGUAAGCAUUAGUUUUGUUAGGCUAAGCUUAGUGUGUACAUUGUUUCCCUAAAUAAGAGCACCUUCAAAUUUGAUGAUGACUUAUAGCUGCUACUGUAGGUAACUGAUGCUAUCAGGCUAAUUUUGAUAGCAGUUGUUAGGCUUGUUAGCUGAUAUAAGGAGAGCAGUGAAAGCACUAAAGGGAUUUUGAAAAAAAAAGAAAAUGUAUAAUCAAAAAACUUGAAUUGAAUAAAGGUUAAUUUGUGAAACAAGAUUUCAGCUACAACACAGUGCACACAAGAACUUUUUGCACAUUUGCCUGAUGUAAGAGUAGGCCACCAUUCAACAUCAUGUAGCUUUUGGAAGAUCUUGUUCAGGUCCUGUGAAUGUGUUAUUAAUGGCAUCUCAAGUGUUUCUGGUGCAGUGGAACUAAAGAUAAUCAUGCUUUGGUCUGCCUCUGCUGUAAAUAAUUCUUGUGACUUUUUUGUGCAUUAAUUCUGAAGAUAAGUCAAAGGGAGGUAGCCACAUACCUCACAGCAUGAACUAUGACAUUUAAUGGCCUUAUAUCUGAAUGACCUCACGCUUUAGUCAUUGUCUAAUGGGUUUCAAUGAAAGUCUUUGUCAUUGAAGCCACCUAUUUUCAAAUGUAAAGCACUAUCUCAGUAUCUAAAGAGAUAUAUUUUCUCAGCCUCACUUAACAAAGCUACUAUUUUGGUAGAAUUUGACAGUGCACAAAGCAAGCCAAAUAGGAGAUUUGACUUGUAAACGUGCACAUUUCUAUGUACAUGUAAUCACUCAAAAGCCAUUAUUUCAGAGUCAUUUAUAAGCUGCUAAAUAAUGCCAAAAAAAGAAUUUAUAUAGUGUCAGUAUUCUGCAUUACUUUACGGUUAUGGUUCACAGAAUUGAUUGGAUUAUGUUAAAAAUUAACGUGUGUUUGGAUUAUUUCCUAUGGUGUAUUAUCCAGUUACCAGUCUGGUUUUAUUGGAUGCUACAUCCAAGAUUUUCCUACUAACGUAUUUGUCAUUUUUGUGUUGAUUCUUUUCAAUGUAAAGGUAUUCAAAGCAUCUUUGUUUAAAACAGUAGCUCUAAUGGACUCCUUCAAGUUGUCAGUGGAGCAGUUUAUUUAAAGGAGCAGGUAAAGUCUCUUUCAGAGACUACUUUUACAUGCACUCAAGUCUUCUGGUAUUUUACAGGCAAAAACUAGGUUCCCUGAUUAGUUUAAGGCAUUAGGAGAAACCUCUGAUGAGUGUGACCAUCGAUAGAGCAUCAGCUGGUUGGUAAAGAUCAGGCUAAUGCAGUGAAUCUGGAGUGGUUGGACACUUUUGUGACCUAAACUGAUUUAGGAUAGUUUGCUUUUUUUAUGUGCAUGUAAACGUAGUGAAACUUUUAGAAUUGAUUUCACUGAGCUGUAAUGUCACUUCCAUAGGGACACGUUGUAGAAAUGUACUUUCAGAGGUGGGAACAGUGCUAACCAACACAGUUUAAAUGCUUGCACAAAGAUUUCUGACACAGACUGAUUAUUACAUGAUAAUACAUUUGUCAGAUAAAGACAGGAUUCUGGCUGUUACAGGUAAGCCUCUGAACGAGUUAAAUAUGGCACUCAUUUUAAGAUAUUUUCUUCAUUUAAUUAAUUGACAUUAAAAAUGAAGUGAAAGCUAGUAGGUAUAUUAGAUGUAAUUUACUGAAUGGAUUUUUUGGGAGGCUGUAUUGUUCAAAUAUUGUACAAACACAUGCAGCCAGUCUCCAAGGAUCAUGAAAGGGUUUGGCUGUGCCUUGCAGCACAUUGCUCUCAGGAUGCUUUCGAUUUUUCUAAUUUUUAGUCUUGCCCUGCCAAAAACCAGUGGUUACUGGCAAGAGUAGUUUGACUUAUUAGUAAUAUAUUUUGUGAAAAUCCUACAUGUAACAUGUAGUAUCUUAAAGUUAGUUAUGUACAGCUGAAACGUAAAGACGGCAUUGCAAAACUUUGUAUUUUUGUGUAAAUGCUUGUUAAGCACCUUGAGUUCUCUGAAAUUGAGCUAACAAGGGUGGGCUUUACGUGAUGCAUCUUUCUUCAGAUGAAAUAAUUGGUGAGCUGGCUUGAUGAAAAAAAAAUCCUCAAAGACCUCUACAUUUUCAUGAAAUGUGAGUGGAGGUUGUUGGGAAAGUUGAGGCCUUGGGAUAUUUAUCACAACAAAUUCAUUGCGCCUUUGGUAAAAAAGACUCCCGUGGAGGAUAGACUGGUGUUUCCUUGGUCUGAGCUCCUCCAGGAGCCUCCUCUCUCCUCCAUCCUUGCCUCCUCCAGGCGCAUUUAAGGAACUGAAAGAUACUUCAUCAUGGCGGAGGAGAACAAUUUUUGAGUCAGUCAAGGAGAGAGGAUGGACAAAACUUUGUAACGAGAAGCACCCAUUUUAUCCCCUGCAAGGUGGUAAAGUCAAACCUUUAUUAGCUAGUGAGGCACAUCCAUGCUCUCCUGAGGAUCUCCAUCCUUUAUGUCAGUGAUCCAUUACCUUUCCUCUAUUCCCACCCUCAGAACACACUUUACAUUUUACCUACUAUUGCAGGUUUGUUUGCAGCACGUAAAGCCCACCCUAAAGGCAGUAUUAUGCUUUGAGUGUGAUUAAAGGGAAAUGCCACUUAUUUUUUAUGAUUCAGCAUUCAGGCCUAUGGUUUAAAACAAACAUCAAUUAGUAGUUUUAGUGUUUUAUUUUAAGUAAUUAUUAAGACGAAACAGAAAUUAAGAAAGUUCCUUCAUUGACGAUGAAUGGAGCUGCAUAAAACAGCACACUUCUUUCUAAUUAGGAAAUUAUAACAAAUUAAGUUUAAAAGCAAAUAUUUUAACUGAGUGGUAUUGCUCUUUAAUGGAGUUUAUUCUGACUUUGUCUCAUUGGUGGUGCAUCAAAAAUAUAUAGUUCUUUAUAAUGUUUAGG
Messenger RNA from Cheilinus undulatus (humphead wrasse), 6538 nucleotides. It is a transcript of the gene zc3h12b, whose product is annotated as zinc finger CCCH-type containing 12B. NCBI's taxonomy places the organism in Eukaryota, Metazoa, Chordata, Actinopteri, Labriformes, Labridae. The coding region runs from base 234 to 2777 and encodes 847 amino acids. The record is from RefSeq and is a predicted model, not a curated record. Gene Ontology annotation, molecular function: RNA endonuclease activity; metal ion binding; mRNA binding. The transcript is spliced from 6 exons. Gene Ontology annotation, cellular component: cytoplasmic ribonucleoprotein granule; nucleus.